This is a messenger RNA of Diaporthe citri, 699 nucleotides long. RefSeq lists its product as uncharacterized. Bases 1 to 699 code for a protein of 232 amino acids. The transcript has 4 exons. NCBI's taxonomy places the organism in Eukaryota, Fungi, Ascomycota, Sordariomycetes, Diaporthales, Diaporthaceae. The record is from RefSeq and is a predicted model, not a curated record.
AUGUCACCGCAGCCUCCUUACCAGCUGUUUGAGGAGGCCAUUGACACUCUGAACCUCAUGUUCCCCUUUCAGAAUGAGCCAACAAAGAAAAUACUGGAGAAACACGACAUUGCGUUCUAUGGGCUUGGACUCUGCGGUCGCCCCCGGAAACUACUCCUCAAUGACUAUCACUACUGGAGAGGUCGAAUUGCCGACAUCCAUCAGAUCUUUCAGGGUCCGCCGAUAGGCAUACAACAAUUGCUUCUGGAUGAUGAAGGCAAGAACUUCAUGUCCACCUUCACAUUCUGGGUUGCAUUUGCAGCGGGUGUUGUCGCUUUGCUAGGCAUGGGACUGGCCAUCGCGUCUCUGGUGUACAGCAUCAAGCAAUACGAGCUUGGGUUGAAGCAGUAUGAGGUGUCCAUAGUUCAAGCGUGUGGGGAUUCUAAUGCCAUCGAGAACCGGAACAAGAAGAUGGAGGCGCGUCAGCAGCUAGAGGGAGCACACCAAGUUCCCCAACGAUCCAACCUGCCUGAUCUGGAAAAGCAGGAAUCCGCCGUCCGCCAGGAACGCCAUCCUAGGGCGCAGCCUGUCAAGGUUGUUUUCGAUGACGGACAUGAGGAGUAUAUUUCGACAGAUGCCAAAGAGCAAGAAUAUGAGACGGAAGCUCAGCCGCAGCGAGGUGAACAUUUACCGAGGUAUUCUGAGGUCAUGAAGGCCUAG